Molecule: messenger RNA, 3622 nt
Organism: Rana temporaria (common frog)
Lineage: Eukaryota; Metazoa; Chordata; Amphibia; Anura; Ranidae
Gene: EML3
Product: EMAP like 3
Exons: 23
Coding region: 225-2954 (909 amino acids)
Biological process (GO): microtubule cytoskeleton organization
Cellular component (GO): mitotic spindle
Molecular function (GO): microtubule binding
Source: RefSeq, a predicted model, not a curated record
UAGGAGGGAGGAACAGACACUGUGCUGGAGAGACACACAAAUACUGCAGGAGGAGCACAAGAAACAGAAACAGGGAGGGAGUUGGAGGGAAUGUGUUUGGGGGAGUAGUGCUGUACAGCCAGUCCUGACUUCUCUUCCUGUCCUCUUCUCAGUUAUCCCAGGAGAGGAGACCUGGAGGCUGACACUUCCCUGCUGCAACCCCUGUCAGAGCAGGUACAGCCGGAAUGGAGGAGGACCACCCUGCAGAUGUGUGCCCAACAACUGAGUGGGAGAUGCGUUUACAAGCGCAGGAGGAGGAGGUCAUGCUGCUGAAAUCAGUACUGCGUGAUGUUCUACAACGACUUCAAAACUUGGAAAUUCACUCAAAUCCUGGAAAUUUAUGUCAUUCCAACUCCUCUGUGGUGCAGUCUGUGAAAGAUACCAUUACACCAUCAAAAACCUGCAGUGAGCCUAAGAAAGAUGCACAAGAGAUGACCCCUUUGCGUAUCACAGUUGGGACACAGACAGAGUGGCCUCUGAUAGAGCGGGGAUCCAAGGAGAGCUUAGACACGUUGGAUGAAAAUUUAUCAUGUGAAAUUGAUUCACUGAAUGGUGAAACAGCAGAUGUGAUCGCUGACUAUGAGGAGGCACAAGUGGUGGACAAAGUGUUCCAAAGCCCACCACCAGAAGAGGCAGGAGCCGCUACAAAAAGCAUUUCAGCGCUAAGACAAAACAAGAAGGAGUUGUUACGAAGAAACAGUUCAUCUGAUAAACUGGUCAGAGAAGCACGAGAUAGAAGCAAAAAGCUGGAACGGAAAUCUGUCUCAACUGCAAAUCUUUUAAAUGCUUCUUCUGGGUCUAGAAGAGGAAAUUAUAAUUUGGAGGGGGUCAGCGUUAAAGUUUUUCUCCGUGGUCGCCCAAUCACAAUGUACAUCCCAUCCAACAUACAGAACCAUGAUGACCAGAAGCCGGAACUUCCAAGUGAAAAGCUACAGUUGGAAUGGGUCUAUGGCUGUCGUGGCCGAGACUCUCGAUGCACUCUCCGCAUGCUGCAGUCUGGAGAGGUGAUCUACUUUACUGCCUGCGUCAUUGUCAUGUGUGAUGUGAACCGUGGAACCCAGCGCCAUUUUUUGAGGCAUACAGACUGUGUACGCUGUUUAGCUGUUCACCCUGAUGGGGUCAGAGUGGCCUCUGGACAAACAGCCGGUGUAGAAAAGGAUGGUAAGCCUAUUGUGUUUAUAUGGGAUUCAUCAACACUCCAGAUACUGCAUCAGAUUGGUCUUGGAUUCUUUGAAAGAGGUGUUGGCUGUCUUGCCUUUUCCAUCCAGGAUUCAGGCUCAUACCUCUGUGUUGUAGAUGACUGUAAUGAACAUGUUUUGUCUGUCUGGGACACAGCCAAAGGAAAUAAGAUUGCAGAAACAAAGUGUACAAAUGAACCAGUUCUAUGCGUGGCCUUCAAUCCAGUGGACAGCAAUUAUAUUGUCACCGUGGGCAAGUCUCACGUACACUUCUGGACCUGGAGUGGGACGUCACUUACAAAGAAACAGGGGAUUUUUGGGAAGUAUAAGAAGCCUCGGUAUGUGCAGUGUUUACUAUUUGAUCGAACUGGGGAUGUCCUCACCGGAGAUUCAGAGGGACAGAUACUGACCUGGGGAAGAAGUGCAGCAGAUACAAGAACUUUAGGAAAAGGUGCAAAAGACACGUACCAAAUAUUACGUCACACACGUGCCCAUGAUGGUAGUGUGUCUUCACUUACUGCUCUCAGAGGGGGAUCUGUCCUCAGUUCAGGAGGGAAGGACAAACGCUUGGUGCUAUGGAGUGAAACGCUGACACAACUUAAAGAAUGUGAGAUUUCUGAGCAGUUUGGAACCGUCCGUUCCAUUGCUGAAGGCGCAAAUGGUGAAUUAUUGGUCGGCACAACAAAAAAUGCUCUUCUUAAAGGGUCAUUGGAGCAUGGAUUUACUCCUGUUAUACAGGGGCACACAGAUGAGCUGUGGGGACUGGCUACACACCCUACCCAUAAUAUCUUCAUGACUUGUGGACAUGACAAGCAGUUGUGCAUCUGGAAUGGUAGUAGUCACACACUAAGCUGGUCAUGCAUUCUGGAGGAUCAUGGUUUGUGUGCAGAUUUCCACCCUAAUGGAAGAGAAGCCUGUGUGGGUCUGAGCACAGGAAAGUGGCUGGUGGUGGACAUGCAUUCUCACAGUAUCCUUUCUGUGCACUCUGAUGGGAAUGAACAGCUCUCUGUGGUCAGGUACUCACCAGAUGGGAGUUACCUGGCUAUUGGAUCCCAUGACAACGUCAUCUACAUAUACAGCACAGGACACAAAGAUCGCAAGGGUGACUAUUCAAGAGACAGCUCAUUAGAAGAGAAAGACUCUCAAGAGGAGGGAGAAAGUCCUAAAGGCGAAGGGGAUAAUAAUGUGUCUGACAGAGUGCAGCGGUACAUACGAUAUGGAAAAUGCAUGGGUCAUUCUAGCUUCAUAACACAUUUGGACUGGUCAAAAGAUGGGAAAUAUAUCAUGUCAAACUCUGGUGACUAUGAAAUUCUUUACUGGGAUAUUGCUGGUGGCUGUAAGCUUCUCCGGAAUAGAUUUGAGAGCAGAGACCGUGAGUGGGAAACGUACACUUGUGUGCUAGGUUACCAUGUCUUUGGUGUAUGGCCAGAGGGAUCCGAUGGGACAGAUAUCAAUGCACUUGCUCGCUCUCGUGAUAUGACCAUGAUCUCUGUUGCUGAUGAUUUCUGUAAAGUUCACCUUUUCCGAUACCCGUGCAAUAAACCAAAGGCUCCGAGCCAUGUGUAUUCUGGCCAUGGGAGUCAUGUAACCAACGUUCGCUUCGCUCAUAAUGACAGUUACCUCAUCUCGUUGGGUGGAAAGGAUGCAAGCAUUUUUCAAUGGAGAGUUGUGAGGGGAGCCAACCUGCCGCGCAGCCAGUCAUUGUCCUCAGCCUCUUCAUUGGAAAUUGCCUCUUGAAUCACAUUUUCAAUCGGAGGACUUUUGGCCAGAGAUACCCCAGAUAACAAAGAGCCAGAUCCCAUUAUACUCAACCAAUAAUUUGCAUUUGUUUUGUUUUUUUUUCUACUGAGCUCCAACUGUAAUUGAAAUGCAGCAAAAGAUAAUCUGAGCCAGUCUUAACCGAAGACGCACCUUCUGUCCGCCUGUACUACUAUAGAUGACCUUUCCAGCAGAAUGUCCCCAAGAAUAACACGGUACAGAGAAAUGUGAAGUUUGUCAUAGUCAACUCAGCACUGCAUGUGCCAUGGACCGAUCCAGUACAGUAUGCUCUGUAACAGCAAAAUCCCUGAAGGGUACCAGAUAACUCUUCCUGGAUAUCAGUCCAGAAUGCUGAACUCCAUGCCAGGAAUUCGAACACUUCUAAACAAAACUACUGAGAAAAGACCUUUUAGCCAUAAUGUAGACCAAAACGUUCUGAUGCAGUAGAAGCUAAGCUACUUGGUGGAAAUACAGGUUAAAAGAGGCAUAAUAAAUGCAGCGAAAUGGAUUAGAAUCUCUAAUGGCUGUGAAACGCAAUAUACCUUGCUAAUUUAAACAUUCAAAGCACAAUCAUAUAAGUACUAAAACAUGCACUAUGAAUGUUAUAAAAAUAUGUACUACUUUUAUAUGCACUGUAUAUAGGCAUC